AAUGCUGCAUCAUGAACAUCAGCUGGAGGCGAUGGAUGGAGGGAUGAAGAACUCCAGAGACGGAGGAUGGAAAUGGAUGAUUGUUGCUGCUUCGUUCGUCACCAUGAUCUGCACUCGCUCUGUCACCAUGAGCAUGUCGAUCUUCUUUGUGGAGUUUCAGACGCAGUUCUCCACAGAUUACUCCACAACAUCAUGGAUUAACUCCCUGCUGAACUUUACCACUAUGUUCUGUGCGCCUCUGGGUAGUUAUGUAGGAAACCGCCUGUCCACUAGAGUGGCGGUGAUAACCGGAGGACUUUUAUCUUCUGCUGGAUUCGUCCUCAGUUCUUUUGCCCCCAGCCUGCAGUUCCUGUACGUAUCUCUGGGAAUUCUCACAGGUUUGGGAUUUGCCCUCAGUUACACACCAGCAGUAGCGAUGGUGGGCACCUAUUUCAAUGAGAGGAAGGCUUUGGCAUACGGAAUUGCCAUGUCUGGAAGAGGUAUUGGAAUGUUCAUCCUUCCUCCUCUGGUUCAGCACCUCAUCGACCUGUACUCCUGGAGGGGGGCUCUUCUUACCUUAGGGGGUCUUGUUUCAAACUUGUGUGUCUGUGGGUCUCUUAUGAGGCCCUUAGUGGGCCAAAGUAUUGGUGAAAAGGAGAAUCUACCCAACUCACAGCUUCUCUGUGAGAUGGUGUCUUCUGAAGGUCCUGGUUUUCCGAUCACGCAGUCGAGAAAAAGGAGAGAACAGGAAUGCUGUCUCUUCCCUCUGUCAUCAGACAAAUACAGCUUCCUCUUUAAGCCUGACUUCCUGUUGCUGUCAGUAGCCUUCCUGUUCCUGGCAUUUGGCUGCAGUGUGCCCUUCGUGUACCUGGUGCCGUAUUCUCUCAGCGUGGACAUCAGCCAUCAUCAGGCCAUCCUGCUCAUGUCCAUCCUAGGGAUUAUGGGAAUUGUGGGUAAUAUCACUUUUGGAUGGAUCUCGGACAGGAAGUGUUUGAGGACAUUUCACGUAGUCACAUUUCUGAUUGCAGUGGGAUUCGAGGGACUCACUUGCCUCUUUGUGCCCUUGUUAAGGACUUUUUCCACACUAGUGUCCUUCUCCAUUUUCUACGGCUUCUUCGACGGGGCCUACUUGACUCUCAUCCCUGUGGUCACCUGUGACAUUGUAGGCUCCGCCCACCUGUCCACAGCUCUGGGUAUGGUUGGCUUUCUGCAUGCCAUUCCAUACCUCAUCAGCCCACCAGUAGCAGGUUGGCUGUUGGAUUGGUCAGGCUCUUACACGUCGCUCUUCCUCCUCAGUGGACUCUCACUCCUCUGUAGCACUUUCAUCUUGGCUGCUCUGGCAUUACUGCGUCACUGCUAUAGGGGGCGCUCUGUCUCGCUGCAAAACCAGCCCCAAGCCUAACGUCACUCACACCACAGCAUCUCUAAAAACACCUUUCCUGGUCCAUCUGUCCAUCCAGAUGAGCGUGUAAUAAUGAAGUUAAAGCCUUAUGAAUAUGUAUUUUAUAUGUGUUCACUAUCAUCGCUAAUUAUCUAGUUAGCAAGUAUGCUAUUAGCUAGGGACAAUAGCACUACAAUAGUGCAAUAGAGUAGCGCAGGGAUGACGUCAUUUCCUUCGCCAAAACCUGGAAACGAGUUAGCAUUGUAGCCUUCCGGUUCCAUCAUACCGAAGUCAGUGUGUUUUUUGAAUGGGAUUUUGGUUAAAAGCCUAAACUAAGGUCUGUGGGGAACACAAGCUCAGAAUAUUUUCGUGUUUUAUUCUACGACAUAAAAUACGCCAGUAAAACCCCGCUCGUGAUUUAUUAAAGCUUUUAGGGGCAUUGAAAAAGGCGGUUGCUAACAAGUUGCUAAGUGGGGCUGUAGACGUUGUCGGGGACAUUAAACGUCAUCACGCCGAGCAGGAAAACAUCAUCCUCACUAGUCCGCGUUUACAGACACGUGUUCCUGCAGUGCGUCACUUUAUCGAUUUCUAGUAUUUUCCGAAUUGUAGUACAAUAAAUUCUAGUAUAACUAAUGAACAGUUUUAAUAGUUAAAAAAACGAUCCAAAUGAGAUGCACGUACCAACGAAUGGAAUUUUCUCAAAAAUAAUGCAUCAUGGGCACAAGUUCGUUUAUCGCGUACGGCUAGCUGUUUAUUUCUGGAGAUUGUAUUUAGGCUUCAGACGUCAUAAAAGUGGUUCAUUUGUGAAGAUUCUCUUGAUGGACAGAUCGUGUUAGUGUUGUAAACUUUUGUUGAUCACAGGGAUUAUUUUUUGCGAUAAUCCAAAAGCCUGUGUGAAAAUCCUACUGGGUUUUUGUCGGGGGAACCGGUGUGAUGCUAACUUCCGGGUUCCGGUACAAAAUGACGUCGCCCCUGCACCUCUCUAUAGUCAUGAGCUUUUAAUGAAGUUCUCCAUCCUAAACCACAUUCUGUGACUCCAUGUUGUUACUGUGACUUGAGAUAACAGUUCUUCUGUCGAUGUAGGUAAAAGUACUAACUUAUUCAGGAUAACUAUUUAUGGUACUAUUAAAGCAGCCAUUUGUAAUUAAUACGUCUGUCACUCAGUGCUCUUAUUUAUGUCUCUAAAACAAUCCUUCUACACGUGUCUCACCCUGUGGAUCAGUGUCAAAGAUCUGUACCUGUGUAAAG
Messenger RNA from Ictalurus furcatus (blue catfish), 2608 nucleotides. It is a transcript of the gene slc16a12a, whose product is annotated as solute carrier family 16 member 12a. The transcript is spliced from 8 exons. Gene Ontology annotation, molecular function: monocarboxylic acid transmembrane transporter activity. Lineage: Eukaryota; Metazoa; Chordata; Actinopteri; Siluriformes; Ictaluridae. Gene Ontology annotation, biological process: monocarboxylic acid transport; transmembrane transport. The coding region runs from base 2 to 1381 and encodes 459 amino acids. The record is from RefSeq and is a predicted model, not a curated record.